UCACUCUCACGUCACCUGUCAUUUUACCAAUUUUUCGGAAAAACUCAAAAAAAUCACUUGUUGUUUAGCACCGCUCCACGCCUUUCGUUCCAUCCUCUCGACUUUGAUAGAUGACGCGCCCUGGACGAUAAACACUGAUAAGAAACACAAAUUGAGUGCGUUUCGAGUACUCCUAACCUCACUUUCGAAAAUGUACAACUAGUCGAAAAUGUCGAAUCGCAAGGCAAACAGUGCUACUUCGCGACUCAAACAGGAUUAUUUGAGGCUGAAGCGCGACCCCGUACCAUACAUCACCGCCGAACCUUUACCCUCGAAUAUCCUAGAAUGGCACUAUGUGGUGUGUGGGCCAGAAAAUACGCCCUACGAAGGGGGGUUCUACCACGGGAAGUUGGUUUUUCCGCGAGAGUUUCCCUUUAAGCCCCCUUCUAUUUAUAUGAUAACGCCAAAUGGGAGAUUUCGGACCAACAAGAAGCUGUGUUUGAGUAUAUCGGAUUUUCAUCCAGAUACGUGGAACCCGGCGUGGAGCGUUUCGACUAUACUCACAGGGCUUCUCAGUUUUAUGCUUGAAAAGAGCCCCACUUUGGGGAGCAUAGAAACGUCAGAAUACGACAAGCGGCAGUUUGCUUAUCACUCGCUUGAAUUUAAUCUCAAAGACAAGGAGUUUUGUGAUUUAUUUCCAGACACAGUUACCAAAAUCCAGGAUGUGCUGACGCAACGGAGUAACAUGAAUAAUAACGUGGCAGAGAACCAGAAACCCUCUCGGUCAGUAGCAGAACCCAGCAAUUUCCAAUCAUGUAUUACUAAUUUGAUAGUAUUUAUUGGUGUUGCUGCAUUUGCGAUUACGGUAAAAUACGUAGUAAUAACAACGGCGUCUGAAGCUGAAUAGGUUUUCGCGAUUGUGAAGAACGGCGCAGGAUAUUUAAUCUUUGUAGGAGAUUUAAGAGAUUUUUUUGUAGAGCACACGUUUAGGGUUCUUUGUAGUUUCAGCUGAACUUUUUUACUUAAAACACUUUCAACAAUUUAUAAAAAUAAAUCUCUCAAUGUAAAUAACUUAUGUAAUAUACUAUAAUCCUAGUAUUAUUGUUAUUAAUAUU
Molecule: messenger RNA, 1094 nt
Organism: Tribolium madens (black flour beetle)
Lineage: Eukaryota; Metazoa; Arthropoda; Insecta; Coleoptera; Tenebrionidae
Product: ubiquitin-conjugating enzyme E2 J2-like
Exons: 5
Coding region: 209-886 (225 amino acids)
Source: RefSeq, a predicted model, not a curated record